AUGCAGCUAUCGCUUUCGAAUAUACUACAUUUCUUUACUGCAUAUCUCUCGCCCGUGGUCGCCGCUACGAAUGACUUGCCAAUCACCCACAUUACUGCGAGAAAACCCACCUUUGGCUCAGGCUCCUUCCAAAACCCAGGAGCGCGAGUGAGACCAAAGUUCAGAUACUGGAUCCCUGAUGCUUCGGUCGAAGCUGAUGUGAUAUCUCAAGAUGUGAAACAAGCCAAAGAGGCUGGCAUGGGUGGUCUCGAACUGCUGGGAUACCACUUAUAUGGAGGACCACCAUCAAAUGGGGCUGGAAGGGGAAAGUUCGCCCCGGUGGAUUGGGCCGAAUAUGGCUUUGGAGGGGAGAGGUGGUAUGAGACAUUUCGAUCAUUCGCCGAAGCAAUCAAAAACAACAGCCUGGUCAUGGACUUUGCUAUUGGGCCGAAUCAGGGGACUGGCGUGCCGGCACCCGACGAUGACGAGGGUCUCAUGUGGGAUAUCUAUAUCGACAAUCAAUCUGUCCCGCUGGGUGGCUCGUUCAAUGGCACCCUGCCUGGCUGGGGGCGCGGGACUCUCUUGGCUGCCGUGACAGGUUUGGAGAUCAACACUACCAACAUUACGGCCGCAAACAAAUUACAACCAGACCCUGAAGGCCUUCCCGGAGACUACUAUCUUAGCCGUACUCAGAUCACAUUGUCGAACUCCAGUCUCAUUGAUGUGACAAACAAAGUCGACGAUCAGGGACAGAUAAGCCUCGAGUUCCCUACCAGUGAGACUACAGCAAGUGGUUACAACAUCUUUGCCAUCUACGUUGCUUUGUCCGGCUAUCGUGCCCAACAGGGACCCGAGGGACUGGGCGGCCCCCAAACCACACCCGAGUCUUGGCUCCAGAAUGGGUCCUGGGCUCAAUACAUUCUUCAAAAUGGAACACGAGAGCUACUCAGAGAAAUCGGUAGCUAUGCUUGGGAAGACAGUAUUGAAAUUGUCUCCAACGUGUACUGGACCCGCAAUCUUUCAGCAAGUUUCCUAGCAGACCAUGGAUAUGACAUUUCCAAAUGGCUGCCAAUAUUAUUCCAUCGCAAUGGUAAGAGCUCUAAUAACCCUGCCGUGUGGUGGGUGACGGACGAGCCAGAUGGGGGAAAUAGCCACAUAGCCGAUUAUCGCUCGACUCUUGCAGGCCUCUAUCGCGAAUAUCUCACGGCUUUGAAUGAUUGGGCGCGUGAUUACCUGGGCCUUGGUUUUUCAGCGCAAAUCUCUUAUAACCUGCCCAUGGACAUGCUGGCCAGCGUGCCGUGGGUGAGCGUACCCGAGACAGAGUCGCUAGAUUUCAGUGAUCUUAUUGAUGGCUAUCGACAAUAUUCGGGUCCAGUGUAUUUGGCAGGACACGGCAUUGUUUCUUCAGAAUGUGGAGCUGUCAGAGGCGAAGGGUUUAGCCAGACCUUGCCCGAGCUAUUGUGGCAUGUCAAACGAUCCUACGCAGGAGGCGUCAACCAGUUUGUUUUCCAUGGCUUUCCAUACUCUGGGUACUACGGGAACACGACCUGGCCGGGCUUCACAACGUUUAAUUAUCAAUACUCCGACAUGCACGGACCGUACCAGCCAGGUUGGCAGUAUUACAGGGAAUACAUGGACUUUGUGGGACGAAACAAUUUCGUGCUUCAAUCUGGAAGGCCCAAGAUUGACAUUGCCUUUUGGCAGAAGAAGACAACGUAUCCUGGACAUGUUGAACUGAGGACUUACCCGACAACCGACUUGGAGUCAGUCGGGUACACCUAUCAGUAUCUAAGCCCGGAUGACUUGUUUCUUGCUACUGUGGAGGAUUCCGUGCUGGCGCCCAAUGCUCAAGGAUUCAAAGCUCUUGUCCUCCAGGCCAAUGAUUCCUUGACCGUUGACGGCACGACCAAAUUGCUGGAAUUUGGCCAGGCUGGGCUACCCAUCAUCUUUGCUGGCGGUGUACCCUCAAGCUACGUGGGUACAUUCGGGCCUGACGAGAUCCAGCAGGCUAAUGAGAAUCUCCAAGAAUUGGCAAAUCUUCCCAAUUCUCACAUCACUAGCUCUCUCGAGGUCGGGUCAGCUUUGGCAGACAUUGGCAUUGAGCCCCUGACUAGGAUUUCGUCCAAUGGAACCUGGUACACACAAUGGCACUGGGAUCCGGACAAUAGGGUGGACUACAUAUUUGUGUACAGUGAUGCUAUGCAUACGCCGCAAGGCGAAGGCGAGACGGUGGGGACGAUCGAGUUCGAGUCAACCGGUAUCCCGUACGAGUACGAUGCGUGGACAGGCGAUCAGCGGCCAAUCAUGCAAUACAAGCGAUUGGCCAAUACCACCCUAAUUCCAUUCCAGCUGGCUGGGAAUCAGUCAAAAAUCAUUGCUUUUCAUCCAAGGACCACUCAGGAUACUUCGAGGUAUCAAGCAUCGUGGGAGUUUGGAGAUCAAGAAUACCCCUAUAUAAACUCGUCUACAUUUCCAGAGCUCGGCAGAUAUCCUCCUACAAUCAACACCACCUUGUCGCCGAGUCGGUGUGACAGCUUUGAACUACAAAACUGGACUCUAAUCGUCGAACAUUGGGAGGCUCCCAUAGACCUAUACAAUUAUACUGGCGGUGCAUACCGAUACAACACAUCACACGAGCUCGAAAGCCUGCAGUCAUGGCAAGAGAUCCCCGGUUUGCAAAACGUGUCAGGUAUUGGUUAUUACAGUGCCAGCUUUCAUUGGCCACCAUCGCAAUGUAUCAACCAUAGCGACAUCAGUGGAGCCAUGAUUGAUUUUGGCCAUGUUUAUCACACUUUGCAAGCUUCGGUCAAUGGACGGCGGCUACCAGCCAUGGAUGUCACGGCGCCCACUGCCGAUUUGAGAUUUUCACUCGAGGACGGGAGCAAUGUAGUCGAGGCGGUAGUUUCAACACCACUCGGGAACACGUUGGGGACAAUCUGGAGCAAACUCCAAAGUUCAGGGGAGGGUCCAGCAAGCCCAGACGCCGGAACUGUAAACAAACCUCGAGUAGGUCAGUACGGACUUAAGCAGCAAGUAAAGAUCGUGCCUUAUCAUAGCAAUGCCCUCUGGCUUUGA
Molecule: messenger RNA, 3054 nt
Organism: Pestalotiopsis fici W106-1
Lineage: Eukaryota; Fungi; Ascomycota; Sordariomycetes; Amphisphaeriales; Sporocadaceae
Exons: 3
Coding region: 1-3054 (1017 amino acids)
Source: RefSeq, a predicted model, not a curated record